AUGACACUUAGUUGGGCAACUACCUCAUUAACAAGAGCACUCAAGAUACAGUACCCCAUUAUUCAAGCACCCUGUGCUGGUCAUACAGGAGUCAAUCUAGUUGCUGCCGUUAGUAACGCGGGCGGACUGGGUUCUCUUGGCGCAGGCAUGAUAGCGCCAGGUCAACUACGUGAAAUGAUUCGCGAAAUACAGCAAAAGACAAAACAUCCAUUUAGUGUCAACCUGUUCUGUCGUCCAACACCACCGCCUUCUCAUGAAGAACUUCAACAUCAUUAUCAAGGAAGCGACGACGCUUUAAACGCUAUUCGUGUUGAACUAGGCUUACCUAUUCCGAAAGAGUAUCAAUUACGAUCUCCACCCUUGGAGGAACAAGUUCAGGUUCUGUUAGAUGAAGGUGUACCUGUUGUCUCUUACACAUUUGGUUAUUUGCCUGAAGCCAUCCACAAAAAGUUUGUUAAUGCAGGUGUCUAUUUGAUUGGAACUGCGACUACUGUCGGAGAAGCGAUCAUGCUCGCUGGCCUUGAUCCCUCUAGUCCGACACGCAAGGCGGAUGCAAUCAUCGCUCAGGGCAUUGAGGCAGGUGGGCACCGAGGCUCAUUUUUGGAAGGUGCACAAUUGUCUGUGCGCGAUUUAACCAGAAGUAUCAGACAAGCUGUAGGACCUGAAAUACCUGUUAUCGCUGCUGGUGGACUCAGUAACGGCCAGGACGUGGUCGAUGUUCUUCGUCUGGGUGCGGAUGGUGCUGCCUUGGGAACCUUGUUUAUGCUUUCAACUGAUUCUGCCACCCCCAAAGCCCACCGAGAAUACAUACUCAAGGCGGAUCAAAACCAGGUGGAGCCCACAAGAGUAUCACGAGUGCUUACCGGAAGAGCCGUUCGUAGCUAUCCCAAUGCCCUCAUGAAACGUCUAGAAUCAUUUGAUGUUCCAGGUUAUGAUAUUCAUUCAGCCAAGACAAAGGAUAUAGCUGCCUAUGCUGCUCAAAAGGGUAUUCCUGAUUAUAUGUGGCUCUUUACGGGUGCUCAUGCAUCUGAAGCCGCCAAGUACUCCGAGCAGGGCACAUUGUCAGCUUCUGAAAUACUCGGCAAGAUUGUAUCGGAUGUAAAUAAACAUAUAGCGUGA
Molecule: messenger RNA, 1119 nt
Organism: Rhizopus microsporus ATCC 52813
Lineage: Eukaryota; Fungi; Mucoromycota; Mucoromycetes; Mucorales; Rhizopodaceae
Product: 2-nitropropane dioxygenase
Exons: 1
Coding region: 1-1119 (372 amino acids)
Molecular function (GO): nitronate monooxygenase activity
Source: RefSeq, a predicted model, not a curated record